AUGGGUCGUGGGAUCUCGCUGCGAGAGGACUGCUCCAGGUCCGGCAUCCGAGGCAUCAACCUCCACCACGAACUGGAGGGAAGGACGGUUCUCGAGGAGGCGCUGGAGAACUUGAUGUACAUGGAUGCGGUGUUCUUCGGGGGAGCGGGAGAAAAUGAGGAUGUCAUCGAUAGGGUGGUGGGUCUUCUGAGGGUGGAACGGCAGAGAGCAGACAGUGGGAAUGGCAAUGAGGACUCCAUCCGUGACAUUGUGAUCUGCAGUGAAAGCAGGGAGCAGCUGGAGGAACAGUUAGAAAGAUGGAGGCAUGCACUGGAAAGAAGAGGAAUGAAGAUUAGCCGAAGUAAAACAGAAUAUAUGUGCAUGAAUGAGAGGGGUGGUGGGGGAAGAAUGAGGCUACAGGGAGAAGAGAUGGCAAGGGUAGAGGACUUUAAAUACUUGGGGUCAACCGUCCAGAGCAAUGGUGAGUGUGGUCAGGAAGUGAAGAAACGGGUCCAAGCAGGUUGGAACGGGUGGAGGAAGGUAUCAGGUGUGUUAUGUGACAGAAGAGUCUCUGCUAGGAUGAAGGGCAAAGUUUAUAAAACAGUGGUGAGGCCAGCCAUGAUGUAUGGAUUAGAGACAGUGGCACUGAAGACAAAACAGGAAGCAGAGCUGGAGGUGGCGGAAAUGAAGAUGUUGAGGUUCGCUCUCGGAGUGACCAGGUUGGAUAAAAUUAGA
Molecule: messenger RNA, 714 nt
Organism: Phyllopteryx taeniolatus (common seadragon)
Lineage: Eukaryota; Metazoa; Chordata; Actinopteri; Syngnathiformes; Syngnathidae
Exons: 4
Source: RefSeq, a predicted model, not a curated record